AUGCCCCUUUCCCGCUUCUCAUCCGGCCUAAACGCCAUCCUCAACCGUCGAGACGACGACGAUGGAGCAGGAACCCAUCUCCUCCUCUCCAACCCCCUCUCGACAAUAGUGGAAUACCUCUACGACUUUGUUCCCGUUUCGUAUCCCGUGGUGUAUCCCAACGGCAGCAACGACGACGCCGUGACGGUAGUCUGCAUCUCCGACACGCACAACACCAAACCGCGCCUGCCGCCGGGCGACAUCCUCGUGCACGCGGGCGACCUCACGGCCUCGGGGACGAAGAGGGAGCUACGGGAGGCGCUGGCGUGGAUUCGAGCGCAGCCUCAUCGGUUCAAGGUCGUUGUUGCGGGGAAUCAUGAUUUGUGUUUGGAUGAGGAGUUUGAACGGAGGCAGAGGAGUAAGGAGAAGGGAAAGGGCAAGGCGAAGGAGGUGAAGCUUGGUAGAGAGGCACUAGACGACGAAGGGUACUCGAUAUCACGCGGAGAUGAAGACGACGACGACGACGAUGAAUCACCGCUGGACUGGGGCGACAUCAUCUACCUCAACCGCACAGCAACAACCCUCACAUUCCCCCCGCGCCGCCCCAACGAUGGGGCAAAUACGUACGCUGACCGCGAGGUCCGCGUCUACGGGAGUCCGUAUACGCCGCGAUUCGGCACCUGGGCCUUUCAGUACCCACGCUCCGGUGGUGCCUCCUCCUCCUCCGCCGGCGCCGCCUCAACACGCAAGGCAGACGCCGCCAACAACAUCGACAAGGACAACUCCUACUCCGACCCCUGGCGCAACACCAUCCCGCCCGGAACAGACAUUGUCGUCACCCACGCCCCGCCCAAAGGCCACAUGGACGAUCCGUGCGGCCACUGGGGGUGUGAGAUGCUCCUGGCGGAAAUUUGGCGGGUACGACCGCGGCUGCACGUAUUUGGGCACGUUCAUUGCGGGCGCGGGCGGGAGGCGGUUGCGUUUGAUGGGUUGCAGGCGGCGUAUGAGGUGGUUGUGUUGUUGGAGGCUGACGCUUUUGCGAUGGCUGGUGGUGGUGUGGUGAUGGCUUGGGCCAAGGCUCUACUUGCUCUGGGCUGGUAUUUCUUGGUUUGGGGAUGGGUGCUUUGGUGGUGUGGGGGACGGAGGGGCACGGGGAGGACGGUGUUUGUGAAUGCUGCUGUUGUUGGGGGUGUUCGGGGUCGGUUGGUGCGGGAGGCUGUUGUUGUGAGGAUAUAG
Molecule: messenger RNA, 1215 nt
Organism: Colletotrichum godetiae
Lineage: Eukaryota; Fungi; Ascomycota; Sordariomycetes; Glomerellales; Glomerellaceae
Product: Metallo-dependent phosphatase-like protein
Exons: 1
Coding region: 1-1215 (404 amino acids)
Molecular function (GO): hydrolase activity
Source: RefSeq, a predicted model, not a curated record